Molecule: messenger RNA, 911 nt
Organism: Aspergillus novofumigatus IBT 16806
Lineage: Eukaryota; Fungi; Ascomycota; Eurotiomycetes; Eurotiales; Aspergillaceae
Product: DUF504 domain-containing protein
Exons: 3
Coding region: 195-749 (184 amino acids)
Source: RefSeq, a predicted model, not a curated record
CCGGCUCAUCAUCAUGCUAACCAGCUAGCCCCAUAUCAGGCCACGAGACAAUGCCAGGAUCGAGGGCUAUUGCAGUACUAUUAGGGAAGUACCGAAGUCGCUGUUUGUAACGGUUACACAAACUGUAGAUCGAUGGUCGACUUCCCAAGAUGAAUUUAAUGUGAAAAUAUGACACCCUAUUCAGGGGUAUAAGUAUGAUGGGCGUGCCGUUCGAACUCGAACCGUGUCAAAAGACAGAUCAACAUCCACAUUGGGAUUGGAAAUUUUACAAAUAUUCGUUGUUGACCAUGGCGCCUGAUUUAUCCGCAGUAUCUCAGGAACAUAAGACUGGCAACAAUUCAGCAACCAGUGCACAGACUGAAGAUAUCUCAAGCUCAUCGCCAACUGCAAUAUCCCACGCAGAGCCCAAUGAAUCGCAUGACUAUGCCUCGUCGACGUCAAAAAGUUCAACUUCGGCGGAGAACAGACUACGGCCAGCGGCAGACGUCAUUAACCGGCUCAUUUGGGACACCAAAUUUGACAGUAACGACUACACCAUUGGAUACGAGGACCGAUUCAAUGGACGUUUGGAGGCGAACCUGAGCUCAUGGAAGAAGGAUCUGACCGACGAAGAGUUCAUUCCGCAGCAUCGCAUACUCUAUAUUAAACGCAAGUCUGACGGGGAAAUCGUCUGGGACAAAAGAAGGAGGACAGAUAAGAUCUUCCUGAGUGGAAAUUCUGCUUUCGAUUUUCUGGGGUUUCUGGCUUAGGGUUGGAAACGCCCAAGCAAGCAUGAUUUCCAGUUCCUUCCAGUGUAUCAAUACUCUGCAUGGCGAUAGGUACCUUACCAUCUUGUGAAUUGUACUAUGUCUGGUGGACCUGGUAGUCUUUGGUUCUUUUCCUCCAUUCGUCGUCCUUGAGUGUUUGCUUCC